CAACAUCGUCAUGGGGUUUUCCAUCUGUUUCAUCCCUUAUCCACGAUAACGAUGAGUGGAAGCAGCUCCCCAGACUACAAGGCGCUUUUCUUCAAAGCAGAGGAGGAAAGGAAGCGGGCAGAGGAGGAGAGGGGGCUGGCAGAGGAACGCCAAAGGCAGGAAGCCGAGCUGAGAAGGCAAGCAGAGGAGGAGAGGAGGCUGGCAGAGGAACGCCAAAGGCAGGAAGCCGAGCUGAGAAGGCAAGCAGAGGAGGAGAGGAGGCUGGCAGAGGAACGAGAGUGGCAAGAGAGGGAGCGCAACCGACCGACGACAUUUCCAGAGUUCAUCCGACAUUGCCAUGAUCUCCUUUGGAGGCCUCUACGAGUGCAAACACCGUCUCGCUCCACGACAGGCAAAAUCCCUGCUCCCACCAGAAAACACUGCCCUAUACGACUGCUUCCGUGGACCGACUGUGAAGCUAGACAACGGGAAAUUUAUGAAUCUGUUUGGCGCUACCUUCAACCGACGGAAGAGGACGCACGACAGUUAUUCACGCCGCUAGUUGCGUUGGAAGACCAUGGUCGACGAUUUGCGCGUCGACCGAUCAGCAGUGAACAGGACCUCCAGACCUAUGAGCGACUCGCUGUUGAAGACCAUGUGCAUGACAUCAUCGCUGAGUUAUGCAAAAUACCAGAUGCUCGCGAGGAGUUCCGGUUAGGCAGCGGAGUGUGGUUUGAUAAUCAUGCCCACGCACUGGAUGAAGAUGAUGAAAUUGAGGCGAGACAGUCAUCAAGCACAAAACCUCCAAAACCAGAUCAAUAUUGCAUCCAUCGAGUCAAUGAGAACACAAGUACCUUGCUCACUACGGUCGAAUACAAACCACCCCAUAAACUCCCCGUGGCGACCCUGCGUGAGGGACUCCGACCAAUGGAUUUUUGGCAAGAAAUUGUUGAACCCGAUAUUGUUCCGACGGUAGAGCCGGCGAAAUCACGAUAUAAUGCCGCGCGGCUAGUCGGAUCCGCGAUUGUCCAAGAAUUCCACGUGAUGAUUCAAGAAGGCCUUGAGUAUUCAUAUUUAACAAACGGCCUGGUGGACGUGCAGCUCUGGGUGCCACAUGAUGAUCCGAGUACCCUCUAUUAUGACCUGGGUGACCCCAGUAUGUAUGGAACAGCAGGUGUCGGAGGACCAGGGGCUCCCAUGACUCGAAUUGCAAGGACUCUGUGCCUCUGUCUGAUGAGUUUUCGCACUCCUCUUCGUGAUCAGGCCUGGCGGAAUGUCGCCGACAGCAAGCUACCGAAAUGGCACACGAGUUUCGAUAGCGAGCGCUCCCAAAUUCCAACGGCGGAUUUACCACAGAACUCAAACGUGGACUAUGCUAGCACUGAUUUCACUAGUCCUGAGCAGACCACCUCUGAGUACCUCUCAUCAUCGUCCUCAGCGGGGUCUCCCGUCACCACCGGCCGUCGAGUGCCCACACGAGCGGCCCCUGGCUGCGCGCCAUCAUCCGACCAGCGCCUCCAAGAGGAUUCUUCAGAUUCUGAGGUAGACCCCGCCGCAUCUGCUGGACGGAAGCGUAGGUUUAGCCAGGUCACAUCGUCACCUCCGUCCCAACAGUCUGCACCCCGAGCAGGUCCCCAAGCCAACCAAAGCGGGCAAUCUCGUCUACAUGAGGCUCAAUAUUGCACACAAAAGUGCCUUCUUGGGCUACAACAAGGCAGCACGUUUGACCCUGAUUGUCCAAACACGGAGCUGCAUAUGCUUGGCAGAAGUGACCGACACCCGAUCAGCGCAGAUGACUUAGUGAAGAAGCUCAAGGCGCAGCUUGAUCAGGAUCUGGAUCAUAACUGCACUCCAAUAGGCCCUUGUGGGUCCUACGGCGCACCAUUCAAGAUUACUUGUGCCACCUUUGGAUAUACAGUUGUCGGGAAAGGGACGACUUCGAGGCUCUGGACGGAGGUGUCACGCGAAGCUGAGGUUUACCGUGUCCUUCAGCGUGCCCAAGGAUCAGCUGUUCCAGUCUUUCUCGGGGCGAUCAAUUUGGCCCAGAUCUACUUCCUCCACGGCGCAGGAAAAAUCCGUCAUAUGCUCCUGAUGGGCUGGGGUGGCGAGAGCAUGAGCCAUAUAACCCUGGAUAAGACCAUCCACCGUGCGAUUUCUCGGUCGGUGAAGGAGAUCCGUUCUUUGGGCAUUUCACACCAGGAUCUUCGUCUGGAAAACAUCUUGUGGAAUGCUGAGCUCAAACGAGCCUUAAUUAUUGACUUCCAUCGAUAUACAUUGGACUGCCGGCCGAUGCACAAGCGACCAGGUCCUCUCAAACGAUUACGGCGUGGACCCGAGGAAUGUGAAUCUAAAAGAUUGCAUGUGGUGUGAAUGGAUGCCACUGGGGACAGAACUUGAGUACUAGAUCAACGCGGAGAGUCAAUGGGCGCUACAGAUGGCUUAUACAUGAAUGAAUGACAAUUGCGGUGCGGUGACACUCUUCAUCUAUGCCAAAAUCUCAUGACCCCUCCAUUAACUAGCGAGUCUGGACCUCCGCCGUUAAACUUGCCCGAUACUCGCUCUCCGCCGGCAUCACAUUCCUGGUAAUAUUCGAACGACUUCCGGAGGAGACUGUCCCUUCAGCGAGCCUGUUGCUGGCGUAUUGCUUUGCGGCUGUUGGAGCGGCGCCUGUGGAUGAUCUUUUGUUCCUCUUUCAUUGUACAUGGAUCGGGAUUCUUUCACUGGAGAUAUGCGGGUUUCUCUAAAUGGGAGGCUAGUUCUAGAAUUGCUUUUUCAGAGCGAAGAUGGAAGGACCUAGGAAAAAUGCCAAAAAUAUCAUAAAUAAGACGCUUUUAUGUCAAGAUCCAUAGUAAGCUAUAUGGA
Molecule: messenger RNA, 2841 nt
Organism: Monascus purpureus
Lineage: Eukaryota; Fungi; Ascomycota; Eurotiomycetes; Eurotiales; Aspergillaceae
Source: the annotation of a GenBank genome assembly